Messenger RNA from Rhagoletis pomonella (apple maggot), 388 nucleotides. Its product is annotated as tyrosine-protein kinase receptor torso-like. Lineage: Eukaryota; Metazoa; Arthropoda; Insecta; Diptera; Tephritidae. The record is from RefSeq and is a predicted model, not a curated record. Gene Ontology annotation, molecular function: ATP binding; transmembrane receptor protein tyrosine kinase activity. Gene Ontology annotation, biological process: cell surface receptor protein tyrosine kinase signaling pathway; multicellular organism development; protein phosphorylation. Gene Ontology annotation, cellular component: signaling receptor complex.
GCAUUGAACAGUGUCAACACCAAAAGCGACCGCUUCAGGAGCAACACAUUCAAAUCCAACAACAAAGGCAACAAUUCCAAGAACUACCACAAACGCCACUUGCUGAUGACGAAGUUAUGAUGGAUGCAUCAAAUAUGGAUGACUCUUAUUUGAAACCUUUGUAGUUGAAGUAAAUAAAAUGACUUACAGAGAAAAAAAAACGAAAAGGUGAAAGAGGAAAAAACAAAAUGCAGGAGAAAGCACCUGAAAUGCCAAACAAAAAACACAAACAUUCAAAUUUCCAUCAAAGAUAAUGGUGGUCAUAGGAAGAGCGCUAGGGUGGUCCAAAAUAAGUAAAGUCGGAAUUUCAAUCGAAAAAUAUACCCCUAUGUUUAUAUUUUGAAAUAAA